AUGGGCUUCACCUGGUCAACCUCCUCCUCAACCUCAACCUCCGUCUUCACAUCCGCAAGCACAUCCACCAGCCGCAACGGCCAGCAACCUGAAGAGCACCACAGUGCCCAGCAGUACAGCAAGUCCACCCAGACAAGCCCGGACGGCACGACGACCGUGCGCACGAUCCGCCACGUCCUCGGGCAGCCGAUUAUCGUUGAGGAGCACCGGUAUGAUAAGGACGGGCGCGAACUUGCGGCACUCCCUGAUGCGAGGAGUGAUGGGAUGAGGAGGAUUGAGGAGGUUGGCGAUGAGGAGUUUGAAUAG
Molecule: messenger RNA, 306 nt
Organism: Aspergillus mulundensis
Lineage: Eukaryota; Fungi; Ascomycota; Eurotiomycetes; Eurotiales; Aspergillaceae
Exons: 1
Coding region: 1-306 (101 amino acids)
Source: RefSeq, a predicted model, not a curated record